Molecule: messenger RNA, 2289 nt
Organism: Argentina anserina (silverweed cinquefoil)
Lineage: Eukaryota; Viridiplantae; Streptophyta; Magnoliopsida; Rosales; Rosaceae
Product: probable leucine-rich repeat receptor-like serine/threonine-protein kinase At3g14840
Exons: 13
Coding region: 117-2174 (685 amino acids)
Biological process (GO): protein phosphorylation
Molecular function (GO): protein kinase activity; ATP binding
Source: RefSeq, a predicted model, not a curated record
UUCUCAGUUAAGUUUUUCAAUAGUAACCUUCUGGUUCUUAUAGCAUCCUCUACUUACUAUCUUACAGAGAUCUCAGCUUCAACAGAUUGGAAGGAAAUUUUCCUAAUGUUGAAGCUAUGGUUCUGGAUCCAGACGAUUUGCAGUACAUAUAUCUGACAAGCAACUUACUCAAUGGUUCUAUUCCAGAAUGGAUUAAGUCCAAAGAUAACCGCUACCAGAUAGAUGUUUCUUACAAUAAUUUUUCCAAGGACUCUGAGCCAUCUACAUGCAGUGAAUACCUGAACGUUUUUAAAAGCGCUUCUUCACCCAACAACUCAUUAUCUGAAGCGUGCUGGGAUAACCAUCCAUGUAAAGAAGUUCAAUACUCAUUACAUAUAAAUUGUGGUGGACGAGAAAUCACAAUAAGAGGAGUCAAAUACGAAGAUGAUAGAGAUCUAGGAGGAGGAGCAAAAUUUGUUCCAGUGAGACCUAAUUGGGGAACCAGUAGCACCGGAGUUUUCUGGGAUACUAAUAUCACAUCUGAAGACUACAUAGCAAAUAAUGUAUCAGCACUUGGAAUGGAAAACUCUCAGUUGUACACAAAUGCACGCCUCACUCCUCUUUCUCUCACAUAUUAUGCAAACUGCUUAGGAGAUGGAAAUUACACUGUGAAACUUCACUUUGCGGAGAUAAUAAUCCGAGGCAAUAGAUCUUAUCGAAGUGUUGGAAGACGGAUAUUUGAUGUAUAUAUUCAGGAGAAACUCGUAUGGAAGGAUUUUGAUAUUGUAAAGGAAGCAAAAGGUGUUGAUAAAGAAGUCAUUAAAGAGACAAAGGCCGUUCAGGUUAAAAAUAAAACGCUAGAGAUUCGGUUUCACUGGUCUGGGAAAGGGACAACAGCUUCCCCAAGGAGAGGAAUAUACGGUCCCCUUAUAUCAGCCAUUUCUGUAGAGUCUGAGUUCAAGCAUUCCAAAAGAGAUAUGCGUAUUGUGGUUGGAAUUUCAGUUGGAGCUUCGAUUGUGUGCCUUUCAUUCUUAAUUUGCGGUAUUCUCUGUUGGAAAGGUUGUCUGAUGGAUAGCCAACCAUCAAGGGAAGAAGUUUUGAAAGGACUGGAUCUGCAGACUGGCCUUUUCACUUUGAGGCAAAUUAAAGCUGCGACUAAUAACUUUGAUCCAUUAAACAAAAUUGGAGAAGGUGGUUUUGGGCCCGUCUACAAGGGUAUACUAUUGGAUGGUACUAUAAUUGCAGUUAAGCAACUAUCCUCAAAAUCGAAGCAGGGAAAUCGUGAGUUUGUGAAUGAAAUAGGCUUGAUCUCUUGUUUGCAGCAUCCAAAUCUGGUUAAAAUGUAUGGAUGUUGUAUUGAAGGAAACCAGUUAUUGUUGGUCUAUGAGUACUUGGAAAACAAUAGCCUUGCUCGCGCUUUGUACGGUCCAGAUGAUGAUUCCUUAAACUUGGAUUGGCCUACAAGGCAUAAAAUAUGCCUAGGUAUAGCAAAAGGUCUGGCUUAUUUGCAUGAGGAAUCGGCAGUGAAGGUUGUACAUAGAGACAUCAAAACUACGAAUGUGUUACUGGACCAAGACCUCAAUGCUAAGAUUUCAGACUUUGGUUUGGCCAGACUUGACGAAGACGAGAACACUCACAUUAGCACCAAGACGAUUGCUGGAACUAUAGGAUACAUGGCACCUGAAUAUGCUCUCUGGGGCUGUCUGACCUAUAAAACAGAUGUCUACAGUUUUGGGAUUGUUGCAUUAGAAACUGUUGCAGGAAAGAACAUGAAAUAUCGACCCGAUGAGAACAUUCAAUGUCUUCUGGACUGGGCCCUUGUUUUGCAACGGGAAGGGAACUUACUGGAGCUUGUGGAUCCGAGGUUGGGGUCCGAUUUCAAUAAAAAAGAGGCAAUUAGAACUAUCAAAGUAGCUCUACUAUGUGCCAAUCCAACAGCUGCACUUAGGCCUAUCAUGUCUGCCGUAGUGAGUAUGCUUAAAGGGCGGACCGCCAUUGAUGAACCGGCUCUUGAUCAGAGUAUCCACGGUGAUGAUAUGACGAGGUUAAGAGCCUUUGAAAACUUGUCUGAGCAGAAUGCACAGGGAAGAUCCUCAAAUGGAAGUCGUAGUCUCAUUCGUUCCUCAGAUGCACCUUGGAGCGGUUCUUCUAAUAUUACUACGUCUGCAGAUCUCUAUAAAGUUUAUUCAUUCUAAGUUGAACGAAACCAUCAUGUCACAUCGCGUUUUGGUAUUAGAACAUUAUUCCUAUUAUGUUAGUCCUUCUUCUUUGCAACCUAGCACGUCGUAUGGGACUCCAUAGUCUAUGUCU